Molecule: messenger RNA, 528 nt
Organism: Vitis riparia (riverbank grape)
Lineage: Eukaryota; Viridiplantae; Streptophyta; Magnoliopsida; Vitales; Vitaceae
Product: WAS/WASL-interacting protein family member 3-like
Exons: 3
Coding region: 1-528 (175 amino acids)
Source: RefSeq, a predicted model, not a curated record
AUGGAGGGUGGCUGUGGAGGCUCAGUCAUGGAGUCUCGAACAGGUGAGGCUCUUGGUCUAUUGGUGCAAGCUGAUGGAGAUAGGGUCUUGGCUCCUCUCGUUUUGGCCAUGGCUGAAGUGAAGAGGUUCCAGAGCGUAAGCGGAGCACCUGUAGCGGCACCACCCAGGCCAGCAUCUCCAAUACCACCACAGGCUGAGCAACAGGGCGAGCUUCCAGCAAAGUCUGUACCACCUACCCCUACUGCACCAUCUAUGCCUGAGGCCACUUCUACUGAUCCUCCUGCUACACCUCCUAUUCCACCAGCUACACCUCCUAUAUUUGAGGCCUCCAUCACCAUAUCUGCCAUGGAGUUUCAUGCCAUGAUUCAGCAGCAUCUAGGACUCCUGCCACCACCUCAGACUAACAUUCCGAGACCAUCAGAGCCCAUAGCUCCAGUUGAGGAGACCUUCAGAGCCGACGUCCCGCCCCAAGCCACUCACAAGGCAGCCACAAAGCCAUCAUCUCCACCAAAGAGCCCCGCUCCUUGA